AUGGAGGUGCCAGCUCCCAUCAAACAACUAUUUGACCAAUUCCCCCUAGUUUCCUAUGGCCCAGUAGCUAAAAAUGAUAACUCAUUGAAAAAUGAACUACAACAGAGAACCUAUCCAUUCGAAGGUAACAACGCCAUCAAAUCCAGCCCGAACGAUGUUUUGAAACUCUGUGUUUAUAAUGUCAUAACGCAUGAAGAAACUAAAAGCAUCCUGGCAUCGGAUCCCUGGUGCCUGUUUAUACAACUUGCAAUUUGCCAGAAGAACUCUGUACGCCUUUGCAAAGCAGCCCCCAAUAAUGACCUACUAAUACCGAACAGUUCUGUGCAACAAAACGACAGUUCAUAUCCGCUGAAGCACUGCAUGCUAGUGGUUUCCCAUCAUGCCGCGACCAGUUCCCACCUCCCAAUGCUGAUAGAGGGAUACCAGAAGCGGUACAUCAGGCAAACACAUGCCAUUAGCGAAAUCAUGGACUCCAAAAUCGCCGACAACCCCAUCGAAAUCAUGUAUAUGACUCUUUUAGACACCGUAAUCAGCGAUGCCUACGUCUCCCAACUGCUAUUCGAAACCCCGGACCAUACACUCCUACGCCUGUACGCUCGCAACCCACCUACUUCAAUAUCCCUACUACAAUCAUCCCAGCUACACAAUCUGAAGACUUUGCUCCGCACCAGAAACAACUUCCACCUACGCCAUAUUGCCUUGGCCAACUAUAUAAAACCUCACCACCACCUCUCCCCCCCCUCCAACCAUUCCAACAAAGACCCCCUCCUCCACCACCUACUACAAAAGUCAGAAACCGUGUUGCUACAGUUCCAGGAACUUGUGCAACACCACAACCUUUUUAGCGAAUCCGACCCUCUCAUCUCCAAAAACUCGGACUCACAUCACAUCCGUCCCGCAUAUCUCGACCUAAAGCUAGCAAGCUACAUUCUUGCCAUACAACAACUAAGCGGCUCGUCUUUACAGCUCUUCAUCGCCAAGAAUUGCAAGCAGCUAAUAAGGCACUCCACAAGAGUACUCUCUCUUUACACGUAG
Messenger RNA from Eremothecium cymbalariae DBVPG#7215, 1035 nucleotides. It is a transcript of the gene SAM35, whose product is annotated as SAM complex subunit SAM35. NCBI's taxonomy places the organism in Eukaryota, Fungi, Ascomycota, Saccharomycetes, Saccharomycetales, Saccharomycetaceae. Bases 1 to 1035 code for a protein of 344 amino acids. The record is from RefSeq and is a predicted model, not a curated record. The transcript has a single exon.